Molecule: messenger RNA, 2560 nt
Organism: Geodia barretti
Lineage: Eukaryota; Metazoa; Porifera; Demospongiae; Tetractinellida; Geodiidae
Source: the annotation of a GenBank genome assembly
UCGCGUUUCGGCGAGGAUCGGGGAGAGGUUCCCUCGUAUGCUGCUGUGUUCGUGGAGCUUUGAGGAGUAGCAACACUCUUCUUGCUAGCUGCAGAUUCUUCCCCUUGAGGCUCUAAGCCGUCUCGCCCAGUGGCUGCCAUGCCAUAUCAUCAUCGGUUUUUGAGCCACGCCCCCACAUAUGUCCCCCGCCCUUCUUACCCUAAUGGCUUCAACUCUUCUCGCUCGGUUGACUGGGUCCUCUACCAAGUACGAGCCAUUGCCAAGAGCGUGUCACAUCUCAGGACGUGUGGGUAGCAAAGUGGUAGUGCAGGGAGGAUGGACAAAUGACUUCUCAGACAAGAGCAGGCAACAGUUGAGCUCCGUCGUAGAGAUCUUCGACCCCUACUCUGAGUUGUGGGAGCAAAGACAAGUCGAAGGAGACGCUCCGUCGCCUGGAACGUAUGCUGCAGCCAGUGCAUCACUCUGUGGCGACCUUUUCUCGUUUGGAGGGACUGAUGGCAGACAACGCUUGAACACUCUUCACAGACUGGACUCUAAGACGUGGUGCUGGAGUCAAGUGUCUCCUCAGAAUGCAGACGGAGCUCCUAUGCCUAAGACUUUAUGUGCAGUGAUAGCAUUUAGAAACAGUUUGGUAGUGCUUGGUGGAUAUGGAGUACCCAGAGGACCUACAGAACCUCAAUCAUUUAUGCAGAGUACAACAUUCACUGAUGACUUUGGGUGGACUGAUGAGCUUCAUAUCUACAAUCUCUCAGAAGGUGUGUGGAGCUGUCCUGCCACCACUGGAGAGAGACCUCCUCCAUGUAGUAGCCACACCUUCACCGCAGUAGAUGACAGGAGGGCAGUCGUGUUUGGAGGAAAAAAUAGAGAGAAAGGCAAAAUGAAUGAUGUCUACAUCAUUGACCUCUCCACUAUGAAAUGGAGCAAACUCAACAAAUCAGGAGGUGGACCUUGGCCAGAGGAGAGGUCCGGUCAUGCAGCUUGUUGUCUCAACUAUGGCCAGCAGUUCCCUCAACUACUGGUGACUGGGGGAGCGGACAGACGGAGACAGCCACUAGAAGAUGUCUGGAUUCUUGAUAUAGACAGAGGGAAAUGGAGAAAGGAGAGGCCUACUCUGAAGGCUCGCUUUGCUCACUCUCUCACUGCCUUCAGUCUGGCUCCAGGACUGACAGAGGUUGUGGAGUUUGGAGGGACUUCUGAGCAGUGGGCUGGAUCUAAUGAGACUCAACCUAAAAUAGCAGACACAACUCUGCUCCAGUUCAGACUAGUGGAAAGCUCUGGACAGUCCCAAUGGGAGCUACUCUCUGUAGUUGGCAACACGCAACAUGGAUCACAAAAGAGAAUGAUUGAGAAAUUCCGCUACACAGCAGAGAGCUGGCAGCAAUCCACAGGAGAGGGUGAGACGGCGGGAAUGGAGAGAAGACAACUGGAGAGGGAGAGGGACAGAGAAAGGGAGGAGAAGGGUGUUGGAGGAAGAGAGGGAGAGGGUGAGGGUGGAGCUGCAGCGAUGUCGAGCAAGAGCCAACCAGCUGCAGGAGAGGCUGGAGGAGGUUGAGGAGAGGGAACACGAGAAGGUGGUGGUUCAAGAGCAAGCCAUUGCAGCCGAGCAGCGAUGUCCGUCAUGGGAAGUGAAGGAAGACGAGUUGGAGGAAACGGAGGAAACUCUCGGAAUCGGAGGGUGGGCUGUGGUGAAAGUGGCCAAACUCAAAGUUGCAGCAAAAUGUCUGCACAGCCAGUUGAUCUACGACUACCACCGUCAUCUGUUCAGACGAGAAAUGGACGUAGCAGCCAGAGUCAGCCACCCCAACUUGCUGCGUUACCUCGGAGCCAGACUGGAGGGAGGCAUGGCCAUUCUGACAGAGUUCAUGCCAACUAGUCUCAGAGCUCUGGUCAACAGACGUCCACGACAACGUCUUCCUCUGGAACACGUCCUCUCCAUCGCAAUUGACGUGGCCCGUGCCCUCAACUACCUCCACAACAUGAGCCCCGACCCCAUGAUCCACAGGGACCUCAGCAGUGCCAACGUUCUCCUCCAGCCCUCUCCCGACGGAGGCUGGCUCGCCAAAGUCUCUGACUACGGCACCGCCAACUUCCAGAGUCAGCUUCAGACCGAGAAUCCCGGCAGUCCAGUGUACACUGCCCCCGAGUCCCGCAACCCUGCUCUCCAGACACCCAAGAUGGACAUCUACAGUUUCGGUGUGCUCUUGGUGGAGAUGUAUACGUGUGAUUUCCCUGCUCCUGAACGUCGUGCUGAGCUGAUGGAGUCCAUCGACCACCCCAGACUCUUGAACCUCAUCCGACAGUGUCUGAACAUAGACAGAGAUCGACGUCCGACAGCUGCUCAACUGGUGGACCUCCUGCACGCCAUGCAGUGAAGACAGACACAUCUCUGUCACCAUACUCGCGAUAUCUAAAUACAUGCACGCCAUUUGAUAAUACUUGUAUCCCCUUUGCUGUUUUUUACACAGCACAUUGUUUAAUUGUUGUUUCUUUUUCUGGAAAGCGAACGUUAUUAUUUUUUUGUCGUUUUGAUUCCUGACGCAUAUUGCAGCAAACGCCGCCA